AUGUCCACCCAACUCGCCGCCUCCGCCGCCUCUAUCGCGCGCAUCUCCCUCCACGAUCCCAACAACUUCAACAUCCAACAAUCGCAAACCCUCCACCGCCUAACCCUGCUUCAACAUUGGACCAUCCCCACCGGCUCCAAAGUCCUAGAAUUAGGAUGCGGCCAAGGCGACUGCACAACCGUCCUCGCCUCUGCCGUAGGCGAGCAGGGGAGCGUAGUCGCAGUCGACCCAGCAGAUCUUGACUACGGAUCCCCUUACACUCUUGCCCAGGCCCAAUCCCACAUUUCCCAAUCCCCCCUGGGCAGCCGCAUCACCUGGAUCCAACAAUCCCCACAAACCUACCUCUCCUCCCUGCCCCAAUCAUCCAGUAUGACAUUCGACGCUACGAUCCUCGCCCACAGCCUUUGGUACUUCUCCGCCCCGUCCCUCAUCCUCUCCACGUUCCGUGCCGUGAGGCAGCACAGUAAACGGCUCCUUCUAGCCGAGUGGGCAUUAGUAGCUACGCACCCGUCCGCGCAGCCUCAUGUGCUAGCUGCGCUUGCGCAGGCGGCGCUGGAAUGUCGGAAGCCCGGGGAUAGUAGCGACUCGAAUGUGCGGACGGUGUUGGGGCCGAAGAGGCUGACGGAGUUGGCGGUGGAGGCGGGGUGGACGGUGGAGAGGGAGGAGUAUGUGGAGGCUGGGGAGGGGUUGUUGGAUGGGAGCUGGGAGGUGGCGGCUUGUCUUGAUGGAGAGUUUGAGGAGGAGGUGAGGAGGGUUGUGGGGGAUGAGAGGGAGAGGGCGGUGGUGUUGGCUGCGAGGGAUGCGUGUGAGACGAGUUUGAAGGGUGUGGAGGGGGGGAGGAAGGGGGUUAGGAGUAUGGAUGUUUGGGUUGCGAGUUUUGUGUGA
Aspergillus welwitschiae is the source of this 885-nucleotide messenger RNA. Its product is annotated as class I SAM-dependent methyltransferase. The coding region runs from base 1 to 885 and encodes 294 amino acids. The record is from RefSeq and is a predicted model, not a curated record. The transcript has 2 exons. NCBI's taxonomy places the organism in Eukaryota, Fungi, Ascomycota, Eurotiomycetes, Eurotiales, Aspergillaceae.